Messenger RNA from Durio zibethinus, 594 nucleotides. The record is from RefSeq and is a predicted model, not a curated record. NCBI's taxonomy places the organism in Eukaryota, Viridiplantae, Streptophyta, Magnoliopsida, Malvales, Malvaceae.
CUUAAGAGCCAGCUGCUCAAAUGGAGAUACCAGCAAGCAACGCAACAAGACUAUUCUGUCUUUACGGCUUUUUGGUGACUUCUCUUCUGUUUUCUCGCAUCAAUGCAGAUGGAAAAAUCAAGCAAGUUACAGACCCUACAGGAAAUGUGAAUUUAAGUCCAUUUCAACAAUGGAAAAGGGCUUACGAAUGCCUGCAAACUAAAUCAGACAGUUGUUCCUCAAAGUAUACGCUAACCGAAGCACCAUGGAUGAAUGUAACCACCGCUGACAAGGAAGAUUUUUGUAAAUCUGGAGGGUGUGGAGAACAUACAAAUGCAGUGUUGACUUGCGUUCAUCUGGUUAGGCAAGACUAUAAGUUAUCGACAAGGCUACAGUGCAGGACCUCAAUUUCACAGUCACCAAUGGAUGUGAUUUUAGUAAUUGUUCCUUGAGUAUAAAACAGCAUAAUGUGAGUUUCUAUGAAGGAUCUAGAGCAGAGGAAGAACAAGGGAGAAAAUGAAGAAACUGAUAUGGUAAUUGCAGUAAAUUGGCUUACACUGAUCAUGAGCUUCAUUUCAUUAAUUUAUAGGCAUCAAAAUAUAAAAAUUUGUUUAA